UUGAUACGCGCAUCAACUUGGCCAAUGUGCAUGGCCUAUUCGCAGUGUACUUGUACUUAUGUAGAUAUGUACAUAAGUAUUUUGCAUGCCGAUCAGGCGGGACGCCAAAGUUUAUGAAAUUGUUCUUAAAACCUUACUUUUUUUAAGGCGUCGAUGGGUAAGGCAAUCGAAUAGUACGCGAUUUGGGUAUCUACCUGCCAACCAUCGGCCAGAAAACGCACAGAAUUAUCGCGUUUCCGGCGUUCGCGUUUUAAGUCACGACGCGAAAAUUUUAAAAUUUAUGCUACCAACAAAUAGGCUAAACAACAAAAAACAAAACAAACAAAAAACAAUUAGGCGUUCCGUCAGACAAUUCGAAAUCGGGCUGCUUGAAUAGAGCGUGCACAAUAGCGUUGAAAUUGUAAUUGGGCCGGGUGCUAAGCGGAUUGAAUCUAAACUGAUCUGAACUGGGCGUAUUUGUGCUCUAGCUGGCAAUCAAGUUGAUUAAAAACAAUACUCAGCAUUGAACGGAUUACGCCCUCAAAAUGAAGUCGAAUCCGGCUUCGGAUCAUGUCUAUUUCAAUGAUGGCUUCAAGUGCUCCACAAUCAGCAUCAAUACCAACAUAGCCGAACAAAAUGGCGGAAGCGGAAGCGGGAGUGUGGGAGGCGGCUCACAAGGAUCCAAAGAGUUUAUACUGACCGAGGAUGGCAAGAAGGUGAAGCCACCCCUCAGCACUAUAGAGUGCACGCGGAGCUGGUUGCAGGAUGCGGGCAAGCGUACCUUCAACCGGAAGACUCUUCACAAACGCUUGCCCAUUCUGCGAUGGCUGCCACACUAUAGCUCCGAAGAUGCGAUUGGCGACCUGGUAGCAGGCAUAACCGUAGGAUUAACAGUGAUACCUCAGGCGUUGGCCUACGCCGGCAUUGCCGGACUUCCCGUGGCGUAUGGAUUGUAUGGCUCCUUCCUCGGCGGCUUUGUUUACGUGAUGCUGGGAAGCUGCAAGGAUGUGCCAAUCGGACCGUCGGCCAUAGUGGCGCUGUUGACAUAUCAGGCUGCGCAAGGUUCCUGGCAAAAGUCCGUCCUGCUCUGCCUGCUUUGUGGCAUAGUCGAGCUGCUGAUGGGAGUGUUUGGAUUGGGUUUUCUGAUCGACUUUGUAUCCGGCCCUGUGUCCUCUGGCUUCACCUCGGCCGUUUCGCUCAUCAUAUUGACUUCCCAGAUUCAAAGCAUUCUGGGCAUUUCAGCGAAGGGGAACACCUUCGUCGAGAUCUGGCGGCAAGUUUUCCAAAACAUUGGAAACACCCGCGCCAGCGACACAAUUCUGGGCAUCACUUGCAUCGUGGUGCUGCUAAUGAUGCGCAUGUUGCCUUCUUGUAAGAUCGGAUCCGACCAGCAGGAACUGAACUCCCGCUUUCAGCGGAUUGUGAACAAACUGCUCUGGAUUAUAGGCACAGCCCGCAAUGCCAUUCUGGUCAUUGUUUGCUGCUUCAUGGGCUACCUGCUGCAUAGUGAGGAGCAUGGAACGCCAUUUGCUGUAGUUGGAGCCAUUCCCGCCGGACUACCCAGCAUCCAGCUACCGCCCAUCUCGCUCAGCUCCAACGAGAGCAGCAACGGCGAAGCGCAGAGUUUCAUAGAUAUGGUGCGCAGUAUGGGCUCCGGUCUGAUUGUAGUACCGCUGAUCUCGCUCAUGGAGAACAUUGCCAUAUGUAAGGCUUUCGCCAAUGGCAAGUCGGUGGAUGCUUCGCAAGAACUAAUUGCUAUUGGAACGGCCAACAUCUUUAACUCCUUUGUGCAGGGAUUCCCUGGCACGGGCGCCUUAAGCCGUGGCGCGGUCAACAAUGCCAGUGGCGUGCGAACACCCUUGAGCAACAUUUAUUCGGGCGCUUUGGUAAUGGUGGCUCUCGUUUUCCUCACACCAUACUUUUACUUCAUACCACGACCUACGCUGGCGGCUAUCAUCAUUUCUGCCGUUGUAUUCAUGGUCGAGGUGAAAGUUGUCAAGCCAAUGUGGCGGGCCAAAAAAAGUGACCUGGUGCCCGGAAUUGGGACCUUCUUCGCUUGCCUGGUGCUACCGUUGGAAUGGGGCAUUUUGAUCGGCGUCGGUCUUAAUGUGAUUUUCAUUCUGUACCAUGCGGCCCGCCCCAAGCUCAGUACAGAGCUUCUGAGCACACAAUCGGGAAAUGAGUACCUGAUGAUCACACCCGAUCGCUGUCUGAUAUUUCCGUCCGUCGACUAUGUCCGCAAUCUGGUGAACAAGCACUCGAUGCGCCAGAACGUUCCUGUGGUGAUAGAUGCUUCGCAUGUAUAUGGCGCUGAUUUUACAGCUGCCACCGUCAUAGAGUCGCUACUUAGCGAUUUUAACAAACGGGAGCAGCUGCUGUUCUUCUAUAACUUGAAGCCGAGCAUUUGCGCAAUCUUCGAGCAGGUCUCUGCAACGCAAUUCGUUGUCUACUAUGAGGAGCACCAGCUCGAUGAAUUGCUCAAAAAGCACCAUUAUGAACAGAAACGCUUGGAGACAGCAUGAGCACAAUCACGUGAUAAACUUAGUUUUAAGAAACAGUUUGCUUAUACCAUUAGAUUUACUAUUUAUGGUAAUUAGAUUUUAAGGCGUCCUUAAGUAUUAGCUGCGCACAAGCACAAUCUCCUACUAGAAUCAUUAGGCAACCAACGAUAAAUACAAAAAUUAAUGUAAAAAGCUUUUUAUUAUGCUGUGAGAUGCUAGAUUUGCGUAUUAUAGCUUGAAGUACAAGUAUUAAGAAAAAUGAAAUAAAACUGAACACGUUGAAUUUAAA
Messenger RNA from Scaptodrosophila lebanonensis, 2769 nucleotides. It is a transcript of the gene Esp, whose product is annotated as sodium-independent sulfate anion transporter. The record is from RefSeq and is a predicted model, not a curated record. The coding region runs from base 525 to 2501 and encodes 658 amino acids. The transcript has 6 exons. Gene Ontology annotation, cellular component: membrane. NCBI's taxonomy places the organism in Eukaryota, Metazoa, Arthropoda, Insecta, Diptera, Drosophilidae. Gene Ontology annotation, biological process: transmembrane transport. Gene Ontology annotation, molecular function: sulfate transmembrane transporter activity.